UUGUGACACAGCAUCUGCUGUCCUGAACUACAUGUCUCUCCAUGUUGGCUCAGUAGUCUGGUAAACUGCCUGUUAGUACAACUGAAUAUAAAUGAUCACGUUAUACAUUCAGGUGAGCGCUGCAGGCAAGCUGGACAGCGAGGGCCCGCCCAGCUACCAGGAGGCCACCACAGGCUAUGAGGAGAUGCAGGCCCAGUUCUCCUGGGACGACAAGGCCGUGCGGAGGAUCUUCAUCAGGAAGGUCUACGCCAUCCUGAUGAUCCAGCUGUUGGUGACGGUGGCAAUAGUGUCUGUCUUCACAUUCUGGGAGCCUGUGAGGUUCUUCAUCCAGACUCAUCCUGGCUUGUACAUGGCCUCCUACUUGACUUUCUUUGCCACCUACAUCGCUUUAUCCUGCUGCGGAGACCUGAGGAGGCAGUUUCCCUGGAACCUCAUCUUGCUAACUGUCUUUACCUUGAGUAUGGCCUGCAUGAUGGGGUUCGUGUCAAGCUUUUACAACACUAAGUCGGUGACGCUGUGCCUGGGCAUCACUGCUCUGGUGUGUUUGUCCGUCACCAUCUUCAGCUUCCAGACCAAGAUUGACGUCACAUCCUGUCACGGGGUGCUGUUCGUGCUGUGUGUGGUCAUGCUCCUCUGUGCCGUCACACUCUCCAUCGUUGUCCCAUUCGGAUACGUACCCUGGUUACACGCCAUCUACGCUGUGAUAGGAGCCAUCCUCUUCACUCUUUUCCUGGCAUUUGACACUCAGCUGCUCAUCGGGAAUAAGAGCUACACCUUGAGUCCAGAAGAAUACAUAUUUGCCGCCCUGAACAUCUACCUGGACAUUAUCUACCUGUUCAGCUUCCUGCUGCAGAUAUUCGGAGGCGGCCGAGAGUGA
This is a messenger RNA of Lampris incognitus (smalleye Pacific opah), 877 nucleotides long. RefSeq names its product Fas apoptotic inhibitory molecule 2b (gene faim2b). Gene Ontology annotation, biological process: negative regulation of apoptotic signaling pathway. The coding region runs from base 92 to 877 and encodes 261 amino acids. The transcript has 11 exons. The record is from RefSeq and is a predicted model, not a curated record. NCBI's taxonomy places the organism in Eukaryota, Metazoa, Chordata, Actinopteri, Lampriformes, Lampridae. Gene Ontology annotation, cellular component: endoplasmic reticulum; Golgi apparatus; membrane.